This is a messenger RNA of Arachis duranensis, 677 nucleotides long. Its product is annotated as demethylepipodophyllotoxin synthase-like. Bases 6 to 677 code for a protein of 223 amino acids. The record is from RefSeq and is a predicted model, not a curated record. Gene Ontology annotation, molecular function: monooxygenase activity; oxidoreductase activity, acting on paired donors, with incorporation or reduction of molecular oxygen; heme binding. The transcript has a single exon. Gene Ontology annotation, biological process: defense response to other organism. Lineage: Eukaryota; Viridiplantae; Streptophyta; Magnoliopsida; Fabales; Fabaceae.
CAAACAUGUCUUCGAACCCAUCGAUUAUUGAAAAUCUCCUAUUCCAAUCAACCACGUUCACCGUACUCGCGCUUCUACUAUUUCUUUACACACUAUCUGUCAUAACAAGAAAUUGCAUAGGCCCAUCCAAAUCACCAUCGGAAGCUGGUGGUGCAUGGCCUUUAAUAGGGCACCUCCACCUUCUUGGUGGCUCACAACUACCUCACGUGAAGCUAAGCGAAAUGGCCAAAAAGUACAGACCAAUUUUUGCCAUACGACUCGGAAUUCACAAGACUUUGGUUGUGAGCAGCAAGGAGAUGGCCAAAGAAUGUUUCACAAUUAAUGACAUGGCGUUUGCUAGCAGGCCUACAGGCAUUGCCUUUCAGGUGUUGGGUUACAAUUUUUCAAUGAUAGGGUUCUGCCGUUACAGCGCCUAUUGGCGCUAUGUGCGUAAGUUGGCCACCUUGGGGAUCCUCUCUAUCCACCGGACAAAGAUACUGAAGCAUAUCAUGGAGUUGGAGGUAAAGAUCGCAAUGAAAGCGAGCUAUGAUUUGUGGUUAUUGAAGAAAACUUGUUCGGAGAAGGUAGUAAUAAAAAUUUGCAUGGUAGUAACCAACUAUUUAUUUGCCAUUGUUUUUAAGAUACUCUCUAUUUUUAGAAAAACUAUAACUAACCAACUCUACGUAAAAUCAAUUUGA